UUUCAUUCAGAAUGCAUCGGUGGCGAAAUAUCUUUCGAUGACACAUGGAACACCGGCUCCGAUUUGUAAAAUGAACUUGAAAGGCCGUUCAGCGCAUUUAUAUUUGAGCAACAGUACAACAGCCGAGGGUGUUGAGGAUCCCGAACAYUAUGAUGAUCACGYGAUCGUACAACUUUCGGCGCGCAUACAAGACGGCRCACRCUGUCGAACGGACAGCCUCGAUAUGUGCAUAYAGGGUAAAUGCCAGCGCGAUGGCCGUGAUUUUAAAAUCGGUUCGACGGAAAAAAUCGACGCCUAUGGUGUCUAUGGCGGAGGCUCCAGUUCAAGUUUGCUGCCACUUUACUCUAGGGAAACAGCGCCUACAAMACAAUGUUCGAUGACAGGUGAAGGAGAAUUUGUUUCGAGAGGACAUCACAUGCUGUUCGAUGAGGCAACGUUUUGGAAAAUUUCGCUGAUGCGACCACAAUUCGAGACUGCAGAUUUGCGGACCCUUGUAGAGUUUGAUGCAUUUGCCACAUUAUUGCUUGGAACUCUAGAAGACACGAAUGAUGGCAACUGCAGGAAGGUUAACAAAGACGACACUGAGUGGCACGAACAGGAAGCAACGGACCAUAUAAGAGUCAGUACAAGUACAAAAAGAAAGCUGCCAACAGUUGGGAAUGCUGUUGCCGCAACACACAAGGCCAACUCACCACAAUCACCGCAGGCCAGGUGGCAAGCUGGAGACAGCAAUAACUUCCACGAGUCACCAUGUCACGUAUGAAUGGCGCAUCGGCGACCUGUUGCAGUAUUCAGAGAAGUGCGGAAAUGCAGGCGACGCAGGUGUACGGCAUCGCUCAAUAACUUGCCAUUACAUACCCACACAUAAAA
Messenger RNA from Bactrocera latifrons, 870 nucleotides. RefSeq lists its product as uncharacterized. The coding region runs from base 38 to 763 and encodes 241 amino acids. The transcript has 5 exons. NCBI's taxonomy places the organism in Eukaryota, Metazoa, Arthropoda, Insecta, Diptera, Tephritidae. The record is from RefSeq and is a predicted model, not a curated record.